CAUCUUAUCAUCCGAUUGCCCCCUAUCUCUUGUCUGCCAAAGGAGACAAACUGGGUAAAGGGGAGGCCAUGAACGGCAGCAGCACAUCAAGGAAAAGAAAAUGAAAGCAGAGCGGCAGCGUAGGCCCCUGCCCCCAACCACCACCAUCCAUCUCCUCCCCUUCCCCUGUCAGCCUCUCCCACUCGCGAAUCAGUGGAGUGAUGGUUUUUGCUUUCCAAGCAAGAACAUUCUGGUUUGCUUUGGCUCUCCCUCACUCCUCUCACUGGUCCGUGCUCUGCAGCAGCUGUUCCUCGGAGGCUCAAAGCACGCCUCACACUGGCAGCAUCUUGUGAUCUGUCUCUCCCCUCUCCCCUCACAUUUCCCAACACCUGGAGUACCGAGGUAGGAGCACAAGCAGAGGCACCUACCUCUUGCUGGUUGCUUCCAACAUCUGGGCACAAUUAUCUGGAUUCUAGACCAGAAACUCUCAUGUAGAUCCCCUGCUCCAGUCUGCUGCUAGAACUUGGCAAUCUCAGGAGGACUGUCUGAGAUAGAAGUUGCUGAGAUUUGCCCAGGGUUGGGGCUCAAUCCUCUUCCCCUUCAGCAGUUCAGCCCGCCAGUGUUGGUUGCCUCUUGUUAGUUGUUACUGUGUUUCUGUCUUCCAUGGCGGCGGUGGCGUCGUCUUCUCCUCCAGCAACAAUUGUUGGGCCGCAGCCGACGUGGGUGCCCUAUGAGCCAACCCGAGACUGCUCCCAGGGCCUCUGCAGCAUGUACUGCCCGCAGUGGUGCUACUUCAUCUUCCCGCCCCCGCCGCCGGCCUUCGACCUCGGUGGCCCCGGCAGCGACGACUCCUCCGGCCCCACCUUCUCGCCCCUCGUUAUCGCCAUCAUCGGCGUGCUCGCCAGCGCCUUCCUCCUCGUCAGCUACUACACCAUCAUCUCCAAGUACUGCGGCACCUUGAGCUCCCUGUGGAACAGGCUGUUCGGCUCCGGCAGGGGCCGUGGCCAUGGCGCCGACGGCGGCGGCGGCGGCGGCGGCUCGCGGAGUCAGGAGCCGUGGAGCGCCGUGCCGUCGGACGGGCUGGACGAGACGCUGAUCAACAAGAUCACGGUGUGCAAGUACAAGCGCGGCGACGGGUUCGUGGACAGCACCGACUGCUCCGUCUGCCUCGGCGAGUUCCGGGACGGCGAGAGCCUCCGGCUGCUCCCCAAGUGCAGCCACGCCUUCCACCUGCCGUGCAUCGACACGUGGCUCAAGUCGCACUCCAACUGCCCGCUCUGCCGCUGCAACAUCGCGUUCGUCGCCGUCGGCGUGGUGUCGCCACCGCCGGAGCCGGAACGCCGCGGCGCGCGGGAGGACCGGGCAGACAGCCUCGAGCUGGUCCUGACCAUAGACGACUACUCGGAGCAGGCGCGCGACGAGCCCCAGGAUCAGAAUGCGGCGAGCGGCAACGGCAGCGGCCAGGAGGCGCCGAAAGAUUGUCCAGGGAGAUCGGAGGAGGCCAGCGGCAUUGUCGAGAUCAGGGAGGACGGCGCGCCGCCAGUGAGGGCGUCGUCGUCGCUGUCGGACACGCACCGCGAGGGCCGCAUGUCCAUCGCCGACGUGCUGCAGGCCAGCCUGGAGGACGAACUGAUGAUGGCCCGGGAGAGCGGCCUCCUGGCAGGCUCCUCGGGGACGGGGUCGUCAAGACGGCUCCACGGGGAGCACAGCAACAAGGACGGCGGCGGCGGCCGCAGCGGCCGCGCAUUGCCGGAUGCAGCCAAGAGACUGCCGUCGGUGGGAAGAUCGUGCUUCAGUAGCAGGAGCGGCAGGGGAAAGGAUUCGGUUCUUCCGAUGUGAGGCCAUUGAUUCUGGGUGGUUCUUCUUCUGACUAGGAUACAUGACAUCGAUACUCUUUUUGUGUGUGUGCGUGUGCUUCCGGUGAAGAUAAGGUGCCAAUUGCUCGUGUCCUCUUUUUUAGUUCCCAAAAUGAAAAUUUUUUUAUGUCAAAUCGACUGUUUAACCAGAUGUCGGGAGGGUUUUUCGGACACUAAUUAAAAAAUUAAUUUCAGAACUCA
Messenger RNA from Panicum virgatum (switchgrass), 2036 nucleotides. RefSeq names its product E3 ubiquitin-protein ligase Os04g0590900-like. The transcript has a single exon. Lineage: Eukaryota; Viridiplantae; Streptophyta; Magnoliopsida; Poales; Poaceae. The record is from RefSeq and is a predicted model, not a curated record. Bases 643 to 1818 code for a protein of 391 amino acids. Gene Ontology annotation, molecular function: transferase activity. Gene Ontology annotation, biological process: protein ubiquitination.